Suillus bovinus is the source of this 1612-nucleotide messenger RNA. Its product is annotated as transmembrane amino acid transporter protein-domain-containing protein. Gene Ontology annotation, biological process: amino acid transmembrane transport. NCBI's taxonomy places the organism in Eukaryota, Fungi, Basidiomycota, Agaricomycetes, Boletales, Suillaceae. Gene Ontology annotation, molecular function: L-histidine transmembrane transporter activity; L-serine transmembrane transporter activity; L-glutamate transmembrane transporter activity. Gene Ontology annotation, cellular component: fungal-type vacuole membrane. The record is from RefSeq and is a predicted model, not a curated record. The transcript has 11 exons. The coding region runs from base 167 to 1531 and encodes 454 amino acids.
CGCUGGCUUGGCUUGUCUACAUACUCGUUAUCACUGACCAGUACUUAGUUCAGCUCCGUGCAGACCAGCCGACACUGUGUUAUCCCACCCCAUUCUCAGCGGAUACUUGACUCCUGCUGAUAGCUCAACUUUCGAGUCCUUAGACCUAGACUUAGAUUUAUACGAGAUGGUGCAGAAAUAUGGAGCAGUGCUCACAACCGCGGCUGGCGCGAGCGCAGGUGACAGCGAGAGUAGUACCCUUCUUGCAGGGGAAGCUGCUCCUAUGCUGAGUUCUGUGAGCAACCUCUCAAAUACAAUUAUUGGCAGCGUUUCUGCUAUGGCGUCUUCUGGUAUCAUACCAGGAAUCCUCACAUGUGUAUUCUCUGGUUGUGCUGGCGCCUUCGGUUUAUACCUCCUCUCCUUAUCGGCUAGACACGCCCCGCAUAGAAGCAGCUCUUUCUUUGCAGUUGCACAGCUUACGUUUCCGCAAGCUGCCAUGUUCUUCGAUGCUGCGAUAGCCAUCAAGUGUUUCGGAGUAUCUACCAGCUAUCUCAUCAUCAUCAAGUCGCUCAUGCCCAAUGUUGUGGAAUCGUUAUACCAUGAUUUGACUUCACCGGACACUAAUCCGCCUGCGUGGGCCUUGUCAGGUCGGAAUUGGAUUACAAUCAUUAUGUUCAUUCUCGUCCCUCUUGCUUUCUUUCGUCGUCUGGAUAGCCUUAGAUACGCAAGUUACGUUGUCCUAUUCUCUGUCGUAUACCUCUUGGCUAUUGUCAUUAGAUGCUACUUCAAUCCUUUAGAAGGUACAGCUCCAGCUGGCGAUAUCCAUCUCAUCCACUUCACGCCGACCUUCAUCUCGACGUUCCCUGUGCAAGUUUUUGCGUUCACGUGUGCCCAGAAUUUAUUCCCCAUCUUCAACGAACUGAAGACGAACUCGCAGCAGCACAUGAAUAUUGUUAUUGGGACUUCUAUUGGUACUGCCAUCAUGAUAUAUGAGGUCAUCGCUCUCUUUGGCUAUUUAACCUUUGGUUCUAAUGUUGGCGCUAAUAUCAUCGCCAUGUAUCCCUCGACAUCGUUAUUUAUUGCUAUUGGACAGCUGGCUAUCGUCGUGCUCAUCAUGUUCUCGUAUCCACUGCAAGUACAGCCUUGUAGGAAUUGCUUGGACAAGAUUUUUGAUGUAGGAGCCCCUAUCAAGGUUUCCAAUAGUAAUAAUGACGAUGAAAUUGUCGAUGAGGAUCAUGCCGUUGCCGACACGUCCCUUUUCAAACAUACACUGCUGACCGCUGCUAUUACCGGUGUCGGUUUCCUUAUCGCGUACUUCGUUGAUAACCUUGAAAUGGUGCUCUCUUUUGUUGGCGCCAUUGGAUCCACUACCAUUUCGUUUAUUCUUCCCGGCCUCCUCUUCUGGAAGAUCUCUCGAGACGAUCCCAGUGUAAGCAGAGUGCUCAACAAAGCUGCCCUUGCUUUAGCAGGAUACGGGUGCUGUGUAUUUGUGUUCUGUUUGGGUUACAAUAUCUAUCGAAUUUUUAAUCCCUUAGAAAUUUCUUCCCACUGACGGGAUGUCCUUCAAAAAAUAUACGUACAUGUACAUUUUAGCAGAAUUAUAAUUUGCAAUCACUGAUCACGUGCCCGUAAA